AAAAAUGUGACGUUGACGGACGUGUUCGUAAAUAUGGUAGUUUAUUGUUUUAAAUAUUUUAUCUAAUUUUUACUUUAAAACAAGACACAGACUCUAUCAUAAUGAAUAUAUGCCGAACCUGCCUCAAAAGUCCAGCUAUCAGGAAUAUAUCAGAGCUAGGAAAGGGCAUAUGUGAAGAUAACAAAAGCUAUCUCGAAAUCAUGAUGUUUUGUUUAGAUAUCAAGGUUACACAAGACUCAAAAGUUACAACGAAGCUAUGUAAUAACUGCUAUAGAAAAAUCAUAUCAUUCUAUAACUUUAAGGCACUGUCUUUGAAAAAUGAUAUUUAUUUAAAAUCUAUAAGCUCAGAAGUAACGCUGGACCAUAAAGUAUCCAUAUACGUGGAUGAAAACAGUGUCAAACAUGAGAAUUCUAUAGAUUCUUAUGAAUUUGGGUCGGUUAUUGCAAAUUGUCAGAUGGAAAUUAAACAGGAAUUAGAUGUUAAGGAUGAAGAUACCUUAGCAGAUGUAGAGUCAGAUGAAGAGCUGCUUAGUGUCAUACAGAGAGUAAAAUAUGAAAAUAUUAAGGAUGAGACCAAAGAAAAUGCACCAAUAUAUAAAAAACGUGGCCGUCCAAGGAAAAUAAAGCCAUUAAAACUAGAGAAUGUGAAACAAGAACGGCAAGUGUGCGAAGAGUGUGGCAAGUCAGUCCGUAACCUGAAGGAGCACUCACUCCAGCACCUGCCCAUGAGUGAGCGAAAGAAGCUACAGUGUAAAGUUUGUCCGAAGCUCUUUUCAACAUACGGUGCGAGGACCAGGCAUUACAAGAUUAAGCAUUUAGGCAUUAAGUCGGAAUGCAAUAUUUGUCAUAAGAAGGUCGUCUGCCUGUCGACGCACCGACUGCGCGUGCACAACCGCGAGGCGCUCCCGUUCGCGUGCGUGCAGUGCGAGCGCCGCUUCGUGUCCCAAGGAGUGCUAGACGUGCACAUGACCACGCACACGAAGGACCGCGCGUUCCAGUGCGACGUGUGUGAGAAAAAGUUUAGGUCGCAGCUACAUGUUAACAUACAUAAACGACAGGUCCAUGAUAAAGAAAAAACACAUCUAUGUCAAUUCUGCUCAAAGACUUUCUUCAAGAAGUACCAUUUGCAAGUACAUUUAAGGUCACACACCAAAGAGCGUCCAUACGAAUGCAGCGAGUGCGGCAAGUUCUUCUCAUCCAGCAGCACGCUGAAGGAGCACCGCCUCAUACACGGGGACGUUAAGAAUUACCACUGCGAUCUCUGUGAUAUGAGCUUUAUGAAACCCGGCUACCUGAAAGUCCACAUGAUCAGUCACACGAAGGAGAAGCGCUACCCGUGCGGGUUCUGCGGCGUGCGCUUCGGCCGCUCCGACCACCGCCGCCGCCACGAGUUCACCGCGCACCAGAAACACCUCAGGGCCGACUGACGACUCUAUGUCCGGGGAAUAAGGUUCAAAAUCGAGGGGAUGGUGUAGAACAGGUGCAGAGAUAAAUUUGUAUUGUCCUCGGUGUAGGGAAUGUUUUUGCCGCGUACGUAGAGUAACUGCUAAGGGGCCGAAGGCGUUAGGUAUUCAAUACAGUAUUUAAACUUACGAAAAGUACGAAAAGGGAUUUCGUCACUUUUUCCUGUGUUUUUAUUUUCGCAUUCAAGGUUGUUUUGUUUAACGUUAUUCAUAGAAUAUUAUAGUACAAAUUCGGUUCGAUUUAUUUGUACAAAAAACUAAUUUUUAGAAUGCGCUAUUUCGUUUAAGCAAAUUAUAUUAAUGUUUUAUUUGUCUUUAUUUAAAAUUUGCAGCACUAUCCUACUUUGAAUAUACAUCAAUUUCAAUAAGAUUUAAGUUAUUUCCAAUUGUUUAUCACAGGAAUAUCACCUCAAUUUCUUAAACUCUUAAGUUAAAAUUUCACUAACAGCUUUUUUUCUAUAGUUUGAAUCUUCUUAAAUAAUUUUUACGCCAAAGCUUUUGUUUAACAAAUUAGGGUCUUUGGCGUAAAAAUCAUUUGUGAAGAUUCAAACUAUACAUGGUAGGCUAUAGUUAUGUUAUGUAUACUUAUUACCUAGUUUUAUGCGUAAGCAAAGUAAGAUUGCAAUUAUUUUACAAUAUAUAUUUAAUUAUACAACUCGCCUGAAACGUCGGAAUUUAAGGUGAAAACAAUGAAAUUAAAUCGCGGUGGACCCGUUCGUAUAAUUAAAUAUGUAAUUAUAUUACACCUCUCUUCUACAUAUGUUACAGUAUUUUAAGCUAAUGUUAAAAGUAUUUUAUUCAAAAAUCUAUAUUUUGUUAUUUCAAUUGUGAACAUGUGAUCAAGUUAAGAACUUAUUAAAUUGUCUAUCUAUAUUUGUUAAAA
This is a messenger RNA of Cydia strobilella, 2346 nucleotides long. RefSeq names its product zinc finger protein 616-like. Bases 102 to 1427 code for a protein of 441 amino acids. Gene Ontology annotation, biological process: regulation of DNA-templated transcription. The transcript is spliced from 7 exons. Lineage: Eukaryota; Metazoa; Arthropoda; Insecta; Lepidoptera; Tortricidae. Gene Ontology annotation, cellular component: nucleus. Gene Ontology annotation, molecular function: RNA polymerase II cis-regulatory region sequence-specific DNA binding; zinc ion binding; DNA-binding transcription factor activity, RNA polymerase II-specific. The record is from RefSeq and is a predicted model, not a curated record.